AUGGCCUCCAACAAUCACCGCCGUUCAUCUCCAGACACCAACGGCUCUCAUUCAAUUUCCAAAAAACCUAAACUCUCUGCACCUUCCUCCUCCGCCAUAACCGUUUCCGAAAUUGAAUCGGAAUUCUCUCACCACGACGGCUCCGUCGCUCGCAUCAACAACGGCAGUUUCGGUUCCUGUCCGUCCUCCGUCAUCUCCGCUCAACAUAAAUGGCAACUCAAAUACCUCCGUCAGCCUGAUCAUUUCUACUUCAACCACCUCAAACCGGCGAUUGAUAAUUCGCGUUCGAUUAUCAAGGACUUAGUCAACGCGCAACAUCUCGAUGAAAUCUCUAUUGUGGAUAACGCCACCACUGCGGCCGCUAUUGUUCUUCAACACACUGCUUGGUGUUUCCGUGAAGGGAAGUUCGAUAAAGGUGACAUUGUUGUUAUGCUUCAUUAUGCUUAUGGUUCUGUGAAGAAAUCGAUGGAGGCUUAUGUCUCGCGUGCUGGUGGAAAGGUGAUUGAAGUUCCGCUGCCUUUUCCGGUGACUUCUAAUGAAGAGAUUGUUACUGAGUUUAGAAAGGCUUUGGAGAUGGGAAAAACUGAUGGGAGAAAGGUUAGGUUAGCUGUGAUUGAUCAUGUGACUUCUAUGCCGUGUGUUGUGAUUCCUGUUAAGGAGUUGAUUCAGAUUUGUAGAGAGGAAGGUGUUGAACAGGUUUUUGUUGAUGCUGCUCAUUCCAUUGGGUGUACUGAUGUUGACAUGCAGGAGAUUGGUGCUGAUUAUUACACUAGUAAUUUGCAUAAGUGGUUUUUUUGUCCGCCUUCGGUUGCGUUUUUGUACUCUAGGAAAAACCCUAACACUGCUGGUGCUGGUGAUUUGCAUCAUCCUGUGGUGUCUCAUGAGUAUGGAAAUGGGCUGGCUGUGGAAAGUUCUUGGAUUGGGACUAGGGAUUAUAGUUCUCAGUUGGUGGUUCCUGAUGUUUUGGAAUUUGUGAAUAGGUUUGAAGGUGGUGUUGAAGGGAUUAAGAAGAGGAAUCAUGAAGCUGUUGUUGAGAUGGGAGAGAUGCUGGCUAAGGCUUGGGGAACUCAUCUUGGGAGUCCUUCACAUAUGUGUGCGAGCAUGAUUAUGGUUGGUUUGCCUGCAUGUUUGCGGAUUCACAGUGAUUCAGAUGCUCUGAAGUUAAGGACACAUUUUAGGGAUGUUUUUGAAGUUGAAGUUCCUAUAUACUAUAGACCACCUAGAGAUGGAGAAGUGGAGCCUGUAACGGGGUAUGCUCGGAUUUCUCAUCAAAUUUACAACAAAGUCGAGGAUUAUUACAAGUUUAGGGAUGCUGUUAACCAACUCGUGGAUAAUGGGUUUGCAUGUGCUCUUCUUUCCAAUUGA
Vicia faba (fava bean) is the source of this 1365-nucleotide messenger RNA. The record is from the annotation of a GenBank genome assembly. Lineage: Eukaryota; Viridiplantae; Streptophyta; Magnoliopsida; Fabales; Fabaceae.